Messenger RNA from Candida tropicalis MYA-3404, 2811 nucleotides. RefSeq names its product E3 ubiquitin-protein ligase. Lineage: Eukaryota; Fungi; Ascomycota; Pichiomycetes; Serinales; Debaryomycetaceae. The coding region runs from base 1 to 2811 and encodes 936 amino acids. The transcript has a single exon. Gene Ontology annotation, molecular function: zinc ion binding. The record is from RefSeq and is a predicted model, not a curated record. Gene Ontology annotation, cellular component: endoplasmic reticulum membrane.
AUGUCUACAGACGUAACAGAGCAUUCUUGUCGUAUUUGCCGUGGUGAGGCAACACAAUCCCAACCACUUUAUCAUCCUUGUAAAUGUCGAGGUUCCAUUAAAUAUGUUCAUCAGGAUUGUUUGAUGGAAUGGUUAAAACAUGCCAAUAAAUCAACUGAAAAAUGUGAUAUCUGUGACACUCCAUACAAAUUUAGAAUAAUUUAUGAUCCAGCCAUGCCCCAAUCGGUGCCAUUGAGUUUAAUAUGGAUGAAACUUCUACUGGUACUAUCAUCAACUAUAUUCAAAGCCAUUGCAAUCUCCCUUUACAUACUAUGCAUUUUGAUCCAGGUGCCCUUGUUUUUGAAAUUCACCGGUAGGGUUUAUACCUGGGCCAUCGAUGGCAGCUUACCGGUAGCCAACCAAAAAUUAUUGGAUGCAUUAUUUUUUGGCGAAUACGAUAUCAAGGGAUAUUUGUCAAAGUUUUCUCCAGAUACCUACCCACCUAUACAAUUGACAUUGAUCAAAUUGCAAAAAUUUUUGAGUUACACGUACUUUAGUGGGGUAAGAUAUAUUGUGGCUGCUAUUAUUGUUCAUAUUGCAUUGUUUAUCGAACGUGAAUGGGUUGUUCGUGAUGAAGGAUAUCUUAAGUUGUUGUACAAGAAGAUUGGUAAAGAGCCAAGGACAAAAUUGGUGGAUAUGUUGCAGAAUGCGUUGCAAAGUUUAAGAAAUGACGGGAAUAAUGGCGACGCCGCUGCUGCUGCCCAUUUGGAACGUUUGGAAACUUUGGCUCAGGCUAUCAAUGAUUUGCAAAACGAAAAUGAGGAUAUGAACGUGGCUGCCAGAGGCGAGGAAGGAUUGAGGAGGGCAAUUAACGAAAAUCAAUUGUUUCCCGAUGAAGACCAACCUGCAGGUGAAGCCGGUAUUCAUAAUAUAGAGCCGGUUGUUAGAGAACAAGUACCAGCAGCAGUUGCUCCUCAGAGAAAUUUUAUUCAUGAUAUAUUUGGUGAUGAAAAUGAAGAGGAUGACCAUGGCGACGAUCACUAUGGUGGUCAUGAUACAGAUGAUGAACCAUUUGACGACGAUGAAGAUGUCGACGAAGAUGAUGAAGAGGCUGCUGCAAUUGCCGCUGCUGCUGCGGCAGCUGCAGAUAAUGUGAAUGGUAAUGGCAAUAAUCAGGAACAGGCAGGGGCAAUUGUUGAAUUUCUUGAAAUGUUUGGCAUCACAUUGUCAGUGAAAACGCCAGUAUAUCUCAUGGUCAUUAUUGAUUGUGUUAUUGUUUUGUACUUGUUUUUGAUUUAUCUCAUUCCGCAUAUGUUGGGUAGCUUGCUUGCUAUCAUUACUAAUCUUGUUAUUCACACUAUUGGUUUGUCAUUCGUUUAUUUGAACUUUAAAGUCGAUGCCAGUGUUCUUGGUCUGGCUGUUGGGUACUUGGGAUUUAUCAAUCUGAAUUUGAUCCAACCCUUGACAGCAGCUAUUGACCGUUUGUUCAUCAGCAGGGGCCCAUAUACUUGGACUGACAGAGUGUUUUUGCUUUCUGUUGGAUAUGGUAUCGUUGGGUUUGGAAUUUACAAAGCAAUGCAAAUGAUUAGAGGAACUGACAAUGGUAAACCAAUUACAGGUACCCCUCGUAAAGUGUACAAGGUGUUGUUUGAGAUUGCAUGUACUCUUAAAGUUGCUGUUGUGCUCAAAACUGAGAUUGUCUUGUUUCCUAUCUUUUGUGGAUUAUUGUUGGAUUUCACCGCGAGACCGUUUAUCCCAGACGUCAAGUAUAUUCUUGCAAGUUCCCAUUACGAAACUCUCCAGGUAGCCUAUAUUAGAUUGUUAGUUUACUGGGGUGUGGGCACCCUUUUUAUGGUACUUUUGGCAAUGUUGGUUGAUUCCGCCAGAAAGAAUGUUUUGCGUACUGGUGUCCUUUUCUUUUUGAGAACACCAGAUGAUCCAAAUAUUAGAAUUAUUCAUGAUGCAUUGGUUGUUCCACUUAAAGUCCAAGUGAAAAGAAUUUAUUUGACUGGUAAGGUAUACUUUUUCUUUAUUGUUUGCUUAAUUUACUCAUCUACUUGGUGUAUGUUUAAGUUGAUGGGUGGUCCAGAUUAUAACUUUUUUGUGGUGUUGACCUUGUUCUCUAUAACAAUGAUCACACUUCGAGAUGAAAUGAAGGACUUUGGAUUGGUUUACUUAACAAGAGUAAUUCAAGUAGUGGCACACCGUUUAAGAUUGAGCCAUUAUGUCAUUGGGUUUAACUCUGCUGAGGAAAGAGGUUUUGUCAAAAGAUGGUACCAUAUUGGCCCAGCAGUAUCGAUUUCCACUGAAAAUGGUACAUUUGUACCAGAUGGUCAUUACAUGAGGGUCCCUUCUCUGGACAGCAUUCCAAAAAAGUAUUUAAACGGAAUGUUUAUUCGUGUCACGAAAUCAGAUAUUCCUAUAGAGCCUAUCCCUGAUCCAGCCACAGCUGGUACUGGUGAUAACGAAGAAGACUAUGAAGAAAGUGACAUUGAUUUUGAACCAAGUUACACUGUCGUUUAUGUUCCUCCUUAUUUCAAAGUAAGAGCAUACUUAUGUUUGAUUAUCAUUUUCAUGUUUGUUAUUUUUGUCCCAUUAGUUACAAUUUAUUGUUCCUGUAAGGCAUUGGGAAUGGCAUUAAAUACGGUUCAUGUGCCAGUAAUCAAGCCAACGGGAACAUAUAUUUUUGCCGCCAUCAUGGUUGGUACUACAACAUUCGCUGCAUUCAAAUUGAUUCAAAGAUUAUCUGUUUUUUUCAACAGCUUACAAGAUGAGGUUUUAAAGGAAAACUAUAUGAAGGGGAAGGAGUUGGUUAAUGUAGAAGAGGAAUAA